Tribolium castaneum (red flour beetle) is the source of this 959-nucleotide messenger RNA. RefSeq names its product ATP synthase, subunit B (gene ATPsynB). Gene Ontology annotation, molecular function: proton-transporting ATP synthase activity, rotational mechanism. The transcript has 4 exons. Gene Ontology annotation, biological process: proton motive force-driven ATP synthesis. The record is from RefSeq and is a predicted model, not a curated record. The coding region runs from base 133 to 873 and encodes 246 amino acids. Lineage: Eukaryota; Metazoa; Arthropoda; Insecta; Coleoptera; Tenebrionidae.
AAAUCUAUCCUUGUCUGUGGCCUUACACCCGUAUCUAUUUAUCUCCUUCUACCUAGGACAGGUGAAUUUGGUGGAUUUGGGCCCUUGGCCGGACAUUUUGUGGACUUUAACAUCGAAAAUAAAUCGCUGAAAAUGUUGUCUCGAGCCGCAAUUCUCUCCGGGCAAAACUCCCGUGCUUUGGUGGCCUACGCCUCCCGAGCCAGCAGCGCGACCGCUUCGGGUCAGGACUCGAGCAAAGGCCCCCUUUGGCAGCGACCUGUCCGUCAAGAGCCAGGCAAAGUGCGAAUGGGGUUCAUUCCGGACGAGUGGUUCACGUUUUUCUACAAGAAGACAGGGGUCACGGGGCCCUACACUUUCGGCUUCACUCUGUCCACCUAUCUCAUCAGUAAGGAGAUUUACGUGAUGGAGCACGAAUUUUACAACGGCUUGUCUCUGGCCAUUAUGUGGAUCGCGGGGAUCAAGCUGUUGGGGCCCAAACUGGCCAAGGCCUUGGACAAGGAAAUUGACAAUUAUGAAGCGGAGUGGAAUGAGAGCCGGGUCCAGGACAAGGAAACGCUCCAGAAUGCCAUUGAAGACGAGAAGAAGAACCAGUGGAGAAUGGAGGGCCAGACGAUGCUGGUUCAAGCGAAACGCGAGAAUGUGGCCCUUCAGUUGGAGGCCGCCUAUCGUGAGCGCCUUUUGGAGGCUUACACCCAGGUUAAGAAGCGAUUGGAUUACCAAGUCGAGAAGCAAAAUAUCGAGCGGAGGAUUGCGCAGAAAAAUCUUGUCGAUUGGGUUGUGAGGAAAGUCAAGGCUUCCAUCACGCCAGAUCAAGAGAAGCAAAAUAUUGAUAAUUGCAUCGCCACUUUGGGGAAUUUGAUCCCGAAAGUUUAAUUGUAAUGUUGUUUGUACAGUCAACAGAUUAGAGCAUUACAUUUUGUCUUUUAUUUCCUUUUAUUUAAUAAAUUUUCUUUACUCAU